Messenger RNA from Torulaspora delbrueckii, 474 nucleotides. RefSeq lists its product as uncharacterized. Bases 1 to 474 code for a protein of 157 amino acids. The record is from RefSeq and is a predicted model, not a curated record. The transcript has a single exon. NCBI's taxonomy places the organism in Eukaryota, Fungi, Ascomycota, Saccharomycetes, Saccharomycetales, Saccharomycetaceae.
AUGUCAAGGGUGAAAGAGCAUUCUAUAAAUGGGUUCAAUGACUGCAACCGGCGAUUUACUGAUAGAGAGAGCUUAACGAGCAAUUCAUGCUCAAACCUUAUCAGUGCUCAAGCUUUUUUUUCAUUUGGUUGUUUACAAUGGCGCCUUCUCGGUUGUUGUCUAAGAUUUUAUCUCAAGGGGGACCUCGGCGGCUAUUUUUACAGUAAGAAUAUUUACCUGCAAAGUAAGCAAAGUCAGCAAAGUUCAGCAAAGCUCAGCAAAGUUCAGCAUUACUUUCAUUACGGCAUAAUAGAAAUGUUUCGUGUCUCUUUUUCUCCAAGUUUGACCUCUUUGAUUUUAAUCUGGAGCAGGUACCGGCGUUUAAAUGGGUUGAUGUGCAGUAUUUGGUUCCAGCAAGCUAACACUACUUUAACGAAACUGCUUAGACAAAUUGACACCUUCCAGAUAUGCGGCUCGAAUUCACCGUUUUCCUAG